CAAUAUUCCAUUUCUCAUCAACGUUGCAUCGCAAAUUGUGACCAGAACGCAAGUAACUCAAUCAACCCCAAACUUAUUUAAAUGCGAUUACAAUUCAAAUCAAUCAAUUUUUGUGUAUUAUCUCGUAACUACUGUCGCGCAUACAGAAACUUAUUACUAACUGAUAUCAAAUUACCAGAAUUUGUGUCGCACACUUCCUACUUGACGAAAGAGAGACGAUCGAUCGAUAUAUGGAGUGGAGCAAUUGAACAAGAUUAAUUUUUCUGUCGGUUUCUGUUCAAUUAUUUGUCAGCUGGCACGCGAGAUGGAUGUAAAAAAUAUCGCUGAGGUCUCAAAAGAGGAGAUAAAGGAAUUUUUUGAUUCGUUUGACAAUGUUGUGUUCGAUUGUGAUGGCGUUCUUUGGCACGUAAAACAACCACUUCCCGGUGUGAAAGAAUGUCUCGAAGCACUCAAAAAACUGGGAAAAGGCUUGAAAUUCGUCACGAACAACAGCGUUCGAAGUCAAAAAAAUUACGAAAUGAUGUUCGAGUCACUCGGCGUCGAAAUUCAAGAAGAUGACUUGAUUCAUCCCGUGCGAGCGAUCAUCAAACAUCUCAAAGAAAUCGAUUUUCAUGGAUUAAUUUACUGCGUUGGCAGUUCAACGUUCAAGAAUUGCUUGAAAGACGCCGGAUACGAGCUCAUUGAUGACCCCAUGGAGCUAAUGCCGGAAGAUUUUGUCUUUGCGGUUCAGGCAAUUCGUGCUCCGGCACCCGUAAAAGCCGUUAUUGUCGACGUUGACUUCAAUAAUUGUCAUCCAAAGUGUGCGAGAGCCGCAUAUUUCUUGACCGAUCCGGAAGUUUUGUUUAUCGCGGGUGCGAGUGACUUGCGGUUGCCGUUGAAGAAGAACGUCAGUAUUUUGGGUCCGGGAUAUUUUACGAGAAUUAUCGAGGAACAUGCGGAAAGGAAAGCCAUGAGAUUUUCAAAACCGAGUCCGGAAUUGGCGGAACAAGUUGUCGCGAAUGCCGGAAAAAGAUGUCUUUUUAUUGGAGAUAUGUUGGAACAAGACAUGGGAUUCGCCAACGAUUGCGGUUACAAGAAAAUGUUGGUCUUAUCUGGCGGCACGAGCAAACAAGAAUUGCUAGAACUCGAAAUGGAUUCACCUUUAAAGCCCGAUUUUUAUGGAAAUUCCUUGCAAGACCUACUUUUGGCGGCGCAAAUGUUGCAAGGACAAUUUUUGCUUUGA
Culicoides brevitarsis is the source of this 1222-nucleotide messenger RNA. RefSeq lists its product as uncharacterized. NCBI's taxonomy places the organism in Eukaryota, Metazoa, Arthropoda, Insecta, Diptera, Ceratopogonidae. The coding region runs from base 305 to 1222 and encodes 305 amino acids. The transcript is spliced from 3 exons. The record is from RefSeq and is a predicted model, not a curated record. Gene Ontology annotation, molecular function: phosphatase activity.